Adineta steineri is the source of this 1158-nucleotide messenger RNA. Lineage: Eukaryota; Metazoa; Rotifera; Eurotatoria; Adinetida; Adinetidae. The record is from the annotation of a GenBank genome assembly.
AUGGACGACGAUAGUACUUCAACGAAAGAACGGCCUACUCAUCUUCGAAAAUUCUAUCCGUUGGGUUUUCGACAUGAUGCGCAAGAACUAAGCAAAAUGACUGCAAUGCUGAUAUUUGCCUAUAUGUUAUCCAUAUGGUCAUUAUCGACUGUGUCAUUGAUUUUUAUGAGUCGUUUAGGUGAAGCAGAGUUCAAUGCUAGUGCACUGGCACUUACAAUUUAUACUCUAGUAAGCAAUACAGUGAUGAGUGGUAUCAAUUAUGGUAGUGAGACUCUUUUGCCACAAUGUUAUGGUGGAAAUAAACGUAAAAUGGGCAUUAUAGUGCAGCGUAGCAUAAUAAUUGCUGGUUAUGUUUGUUUUAUUAUUUGGGCAAUUCUAUUAAACAUGAAUCAGGAUACUGUUACAUUAAUUGAUAAUAUUCUUCGUUGUUAUUUACUUCUCGUACCGUUAGAUGCUGUUGCACUUUUACUACGAUCAUACAUAACAAGCAGUGGAAGGAUUUUCCCAACGGUAGUUAUUUAUCUUAUCGGGAAUGUUGUCAAUAUCAUUUCACAUUAUAUUUGUCUUUACCAUACUAACAUCAAUAUUUAUACAUCACCAUUAUCAAUUAUUUUAUCAUACUUAACUAUUGUGAUCGGUGUUAUUAUCUAUAUUCGCAUGUCAUUUUUCUAUGAGGAAACAUGGCAUCCAAUUACUCAUGCUUGUCUUCAGGAAUGGAAUAUUUAUUUGAAGUUGGCUCUUCCAGGUGUACUAUCAACUAUAAUUACAACCUGGUCAUUUCAACUCGGCAAUAUUUUUGCGGCUUCUCUUACUCCUCGUUCACUUUCGGCACAAGCAAUCGUUGUGCAAGUCAUAUCUUUUUUAUCUCUAACUAUGAUGGCAGUCGGUGAGUCAGGAACUAUUUUUAUUGGACAAAAUCUUGGUGCCAACAAACCAAAAGAAGCAAUCAAUGCUAAGAAUGUUACCUAUACAUUAGCCAUAAUUUUAUCAGGGAUAAACAUGAUUUUACUUGCCAUUAUCUAUUGGUGGUUACCAUAUAUCUUCGAAGCAAGUGCAGACACGAUUUCUCUCGCCAGAAGUAUUCUCUUAUGGGCUAGUCUUUAUAACUUGAUGGAUGGAUUGAAUAAUGUACAUCUUGCAAUAAUAAAAGCAUGGUAA